Messenger RNA from Malassezia sympodialis ATCC 42132, 1983 nucleotides. RefSeq lists its product as uncharacterized. Bases 1 to 1983 code for a protein of 660 amino acids. The transcript has 3 exons. Gene Ontology annotation, cellular component: membrane coat. Gene Ontology annotation, molecular function: clathrin binding. NCBI's taxonomy places the organism in Eukaryota, Fungi, Basidiomycota, Malasseziomycetes, Malasseziales, Malasseziaceae. Gene Ontology annotation, biological process: intracellular protein transport; vesicle-mediated transport. The record is from RefSeq and is a predicted model, not a curated record.
AUGAGCCGUCCGGGCUACUUUGGCACGCCGCGGAAGGGUACGUACGAUGCACUCACAGCAGGCGAAACGUUCGAGCUCCGCGGAGACUUGAACAGCGAGUACCGCGAGCGCCGCAAGGAUGGAAUCAAGCGGGUCAUCGCGAACAUGACCGUCGGCAAGGACGUGUCCGCGCUCUUUCCCGACGUGCUCAAGAACAUGCAGACGGAAGACCUCGAGCAGAAAAAGCUCGUGUACCUGUACCUCAUGAACUAUGCCAAGACACAGCCUGAGCUCGUCAUCCUCGCGGUCAACACCUUCGUCAAGGACGCCGAAGACCCGAACCCCCUCGUGCGCGCCCUGGCCAUCCGCACCAUGGGCUGCCUGCGCGCCGAGAAGAUCAUCGACUACCUGCCCGAGCCACUCCGCCGCGCGCUCGCAGACGAGAGCCCCUACGUGCGCAAGACGGCAGUGAUCUGCGUCGCCAAGCUGUUCAGCCUCAAGCCCGAGCUCGCCCUCGAGGGCGGCUUCGUCGACCACGUCAAGAGCAUGAUCACCGACAACAACCCCAUGGUCGUCGCGAACGCGGUCGCCGCGCUCAACGAUAUCCACGAGACGGCGCAGGAGCUGCGCCUGAACGGCGAGCCCGUCUUUGUGCUCGACUCGGACGUGCUGAUGAAGCUCCUCAUCGCGCUCAACGAGUGCAGCGAGUGGGGCCGCCUCGUCCUUCUCCAAACGCUCGCGGCGUACCGCAGUGCGGACGCGCGCGAGGCUGAACACAUCUGCGAGCGUGUCAUCCCCCAGUUCCAGCACGCGAAUGGCAGCGUCGUCCUCGGCGCCGUCAAGGUCGUGCUUGUGCAUAUGGAAGCCACGGGCAAGCCCGAGUUUGUGCAGCAGCUCAUCCGGAAGAUGGCACCGCCGCUCGUGACGCUCGUGACGAGCGAGCCCGAGGUCCAGUGGGUCGCCCUGCGCAACAUCAACCUGAUCCUGCAAAAGUACCCCGAGAUCCUGCAGAACGAACUGCGCGUCUUUUUCUGCAAGUACAACGAUCCGCCGUACGUCAAGGCCGAAAAGGUCGACGUGAUGAUCAAGCUCGCGAAGGAGAGCAACGUCGAUAUGCUGCUGAGCGAGCUCAAGGAGUAUGCGACCGAAGUCGACGUCGAGUUCGUGCGCCGCGCGAUCCGCGCGAUCGGCCAGUGUGCGAUCGCCAUCGAGGCCGCCGCGGAGCGCUGCGUCUACGUGCUGCUCGAGCUGAUCGACUCGCGCGUGAACUAUGUCGUGCAGGAGGCCACCGUCGUCGUCAAGGACAUCUUCCGCAAGUACCCCCACCAGUACACCCGCAUCAUCCCCCAGCUGUGCGCGAAUAUGGACGAGAUGGACGAGCCCGAGGCCAAGGCCGCGCUCGUGUGGAUCCUCGGCGAGUACGCCGAGAAAAUCGACAAUGUCGCCGAGCAGCUCGCCGUCUUCCUCGAGCACUUUGUCGACGACGAGCCCGAGGUCCAGUUCCAGACGCUCACGGCCAUCGUCAAGCUCUUCCUCAAGAAGCCCGAGUCGGGCCUCGCGCAGAAGAUUGUGCAGGACGUGCUCGAAAAGGCCACACAGGCAUGCGACAACGCCGACCUGCGCGACCGUGCGUUUAUCUACUGGCGCCUCCUCUCGAGCGCCGACGGCGACGCGGCCCGCGCCGUGGUCCUCGCGCCAGCGCCGCCGAUCUCGAUCCCCCUGACGACCGUGUCGCGCCCCCUGCUCAACGAGCUGCUGCGCGAGAUUUCGCUCCUCUCGAGCGUGUACCACAAGCCCGCAUCGACGUUCAUUGGCCAUGGCCGCAUGGGCCUCGAGUCCAUCCAAGCACUGCGGCUGCCCAGAGCCUCGGAAGCCUGGGCGACCUGCUCGGCGACGACGCCUUCUCGACGCCGGCCAUGGCCAGCAGCGCGGCCCGUGCGCCGGCGCCGGGCGCCGCGCCGGCCGCGAUGGACGACCUCCUCGGCAUGUACGUGCGCGUGCUGA